AUGACGACGAAGACGGAUGCUCUGCGGGACAAGUUGUUGCUCGGGGUGGCAUCAUGGAUGGCGAACCCUCUACCUCAGGUGGGGGCGAAGAGCACCGGGCUAUCAGGUGCGCCAAGAGGGCAGGACGUAUACUCGGCGACCGGCUGCCGUGGUGGGUGUACCUCGUGGGCGCAGGGGUUUGUGUCGUCACUAGCGUCGGUGCAGUUGUAUUUUGGCUACGGGCCGGCUCGUAUGAACCUCGAAGCGGAUCAGCUAGUCGGGGACGUGCCAACCGAAGCAGAGUUGGGAGCAGCCACAGCCGCUCAGAGGAGGUUACAAUCCGCAGGGAGCCUUACCUUCUACCGGGGGAUAGGAUUUUUGACGCGGAAGCAACAGGCCAACGACCGGUAUCAGAGGAGGAUCGCGGCUAUGCGUGCCCCUGAACCACCUGCCGAGGUAGUCCAGGCUGUUCAAGCGGCUAACGAAGCUGUUGUGGCUGCUCUGGAAGGUCCCUUGCCGGGCGAUGGUCAGGCCGCCGGCCCAGCUUUGCCAGUCCCAGAAGCACAAGGAGCCCCACCUGUAAGAGUCGCAAGAGCGGCCGGCAUAGACAACGAGAACUGGAACGCAUACAGUGACACGGUGCCAGUGUAUAGUGUAGGGGUGAACACGUGGGCCGAAGAAGGCGAAGCAGUGCCUUUCAGUUCGCUCUACAACCACAUCGCAGAACGUAUAACCGAUCCCAACGCAACAGGAGCGCUCGGUGCACUCGUUUAA
Pieris macdunnoughi is the source of this 753-nucleotide messenger RNA. Lineage: Eukaryota; Metazoa; Arthropoda; Insecta; Lepidoptera; Pieridae. The record is from the annotation of a GenBank genome assembly.